Molecule: messenger RNA, 1830 nt
Organism: Naegleria fowleri
Lineage: Eukaryota; Heterolobosea; Eutetramitea; Acrasida; Naegleriidae
Exons: 4
Coding region: 1-1830 (609 amino acids)
Biological process (GO): mRNA splicing, via spliceosome
Cellular component (GO): nucleus
Molecular function (GO): RNA binding
Source: RefSeq, a predicted model, not a curated record
AUGCCGCAACAACAACAACAAUUCAAUCAUGCUGGUAGUAACAGAAACGUAUCAUCACAGCAAACACAUCACGGCAACAACAAUCGGAAUACACAAAGACCAUACCAUCAGCAUCAUACGAAAUCGCAAGAUUCAUUGAAACCUAAACACACACAAGCGUAUGAACAAUUACAAGAAAAGUUCAAGAACCCUGAAGAGGUUAAACAAAAAUUUAGAGAGAAGAAGCGCAAACAAUGGGAAGAACGAAGAUUUGUACAAACACAACCAACUCUUUCUGUUAUUCUCAAAGGCCUCUCUAACUCUGCUAACGAAGAAGAAAUUACUAAUAUUAUUUAUAACAUUCACGGACUAGUACCCACUCGUGUUAGAAUUGUGAGAGACAAAGAAACAGGCCAAAGUAGAGGUUUUGGAUUUGUUGAUUUUUCGACGGUGGAAGAAAGUCAAAUGCUGAUGGAUUCAACUGCUGGAGGAAUGUUUAUAGGAAAUGAUUAUGUUGAAUUGGAAUAUAGUCAUAAAGCUGCUCCAAUUGCCAAGCCAUCUGAGAACGUACAAGAGGAAUCUUACAAGGAGCAAAUAUAUCAAGACUGGAUUUGUGGUCACUGCAACACACAGAAUUUUAUGCACAGAGAUUCUUGUUUUGGAUGCUCUCAUCCACGAGAUGAAACAGCACAAGAAGUUAUUACUAAACAAUCUGAAAACAUAUCUCAAAAUGACGGAUUACCUCCAACAGUUGAAUUGAUUGUAAGAGGUCUUAAUAUCCUUACGACUGAAACAACGUUAUUGAAUGUGUUUGGUCAGUUUGCUCCAGUGAAAGCCUGUAGAGUUAUAAAAGACAAGGUAACUCAGAUUUCCAGGCAAUUUGGUUUUGUAGAAUUUUACUCUGUAGAAGAUGCAACUCGAGUUCUUUCAAUGUGCUCAGAGUUGUUUAUUGAUGGUGUACGCGUGAAUGUAGCCUAUGCUAAACGACAACAUGUACCAGAGACAGAAGUUCCUGCCACUGAAGAUGUCAAUGUGGCUCAGUGGAAUGCUCUUUAUAAUUAUACUGGGACUGACGAGAAGUUAGAAGAAAAACAAAAGAAGAUUGAAACAAAGGAUGAAAUAUCGAACAAAUCUCUGUCACAAUGUGGCUUUGUUUUUGAUGAAGAAACAGGAUAUUAUUACAACAGUCAAUUGAAUUACUACUAUGACACAAAAACUGGAUAUUACUACGAUUGUGCAGCUGGCGUUUGGAUGUAUUAUGAUGAGGAAAAGAAAACAUAUAUUCCCUUUCCUCAGGAGGAAUCGGCUACUGACACAACGACAUCCGAGACGACUCAAUCAGUCAUUGAUGGAAAUACAGUGAUUGGACCCUUACUUCCGCAAACUUCUGAAGAAAAAGAAGAAAUUGUAGAAGUGAUUAGUUCUGGAGGGUUUGUACCAAACCCUAAAUUCAACGAACAGCUUAAAAUACUGGAAAAAGAAAUUGAGCUCGCUCAACUGCAAGCAGAACCUUCAACCUCAUCUUCCACAAAGCAAGGGAUUAAGCGUAAAAGAGAUGUUAAACCAAAAGAAAGCAUUGAGGAAGUGGAAAAGAAGGAAAUUGAUGACGAAAAUGUUGGUAAGAAGCUUUUAGAGAAACUUGGCUGGACAAAAGGAGAAGGCCUUGGAAGAAACAAAUCUGGUAUUACGGCUCCUAUUAGUGUCAAGCCCGUUGAAAAACAUUCUGGACUUGGUUUUGCUAAAUCGAGCACUGCUCCGUCCACCAAGAAGCGAAAAGAGAGCUAUCAAAAAGAAGGUAUGAAAGUUCUCCAAAAGCGAUUCAAUGAGAUUGAGGAAGAAAAACGAGAAUAA